Cordyceps militaris CM01 is the source of this 858-nucleotide messenger RNA. RefSeq names its product ankyrin repeat-containing protein, putative. The transcript has a single exon. Gene Ontology annotation, molecular function: protein binding; RNA binding; RNA nuclease activity. Lineage: Eukaryota; Fungi; Ascomycota; Sordariomycetes; Hypocreales; Cordycipitaceae. Gene Ontology annotation, biological process: RNA processing. Bases 1 to 858 code for a protein of 285 amino acids. The record is from RefSeq and is a predicted model, not a curated record.
AUGGUGCUGGAGAGCAACACGGUCAAGGGGCCUAAAGCCCUCGAUGAGAACAGAAAACUGUCCCCCUUGUGGAGUCUUGCCUCCUCCAAGGAUAGCGAGAGAGCCUUUCAAAUUUUAGCUCAGACGGAAAAUUUCACCAUGGAUGCGAUAGGCGACCGUGGCUUCACGCUGCUAUCGCAAGCAGCGAGCGCUGGUUCCGACAAAAUCGUUGAGCUACUGUUGAACACGGAACAGUUUGAUGUCAACUCGAAAGAUGAUCAGGGAACAACGCCACUCAUCUUCGCGAUUCACAGUGGUAAAGCAUCGACUGUCAAACUCAUAUUGGGGACGCGGAAAGCAGACGCCGAGAGGACGGGCAAACUUGGCCAGACAUCUCCAGGCUGUACCGCAUUGCUCGAAGAUGAGAUGACUGCCGAGGGGCCGGUUGAAAGCAGGAGAGUCGACGUGAAUGCAAGUGACGUCUACAUGUCAACGCCACUACAUUGGGCUGUCUACUUGCUACAGCCUGAUGCGGAUGGGAUGGAAGUCGAGGCCAGGAACAGUACAGGCUGCAACGCUCUUGCCGGUGCCGUGCAGAAUCGCUGCGACAUUGUGGAGUUGCUGCUCGCUGAGGAGGGUAUUGAUGUCAACCUGAAGGAUUGUUCAGACAAGACGCCGCUUUCACUGUUGCGCGAGUUGCCAGAAUCCCCAGGCAGGAAUACCAUGGAACAGAUGCUAUCGGCGGCAGGAGGAGUGGCUGAUGUUUUUCCGAGGGAAAACAGCCUGCCGAGGUUGCAGCCGCAGGGGGUUCUGGACGCUACCUUGAAAGCCGUCGCUGCGGCGAAGUUGUCUAGACGGACUUGCCAAAGUUGUCUCUAG